CUCUCUCUCUCUCUCUCUCUCUCUCUCUCUCUCUCUCUCUAGAUUUUUUAUUUUUUAUUUUUUGAUCCGCCUCUGUCUCUCAAGAUAACUCUGUUUAUAAAUAAGGCAUCCACUUUUCUCCCAAACCCCAAGUUUUCUAUGUGCUUAGUGCUCUGAUCUUUUCAAGCUCUGAUUACAAGAUAUAAAUAUACGUUUUCCAUAUUUCUUCUCCCUAUGGCGGGUGCUGAUAAACUGUACUGUUUGGUGUUGGUAAUGGUGGUAGUAUGCACCAUCAGUUGCUACUCUGUUUCUGCAGACCCCGACCUGCUUCAGGACGUUUGCGUCGCUGAUCUCACUUCUGCUGUGAAGCUGAAUGGUUUUGCCUGCAAGCCCACUUUCAAUGCAUCAGAUUUCUUCUUUGCUGGUCUAGCCAAUCCAGGGCUCACCAACAAUUUAAUGGGUUCAAACGUGACUGCCGCCAACGUGAUGCAAAUCCCAGGUCUCAACACCCUAGGCGUAUCCAUGGCCCGCAUCGACUACGCCCCCGGUGGUCUAAACCCGCCACACACUCACCCACGCGGCACCGAGGUCAUUUUUGUGCUCUACGGCGAAUUGGAUGUGGGGUUCAUUACCACGGCCAACGUGCUUGUUUCCAAGUCCAUCACACAAGGUGAGAUAUUUACUUUCCCCAAGGGUUUGGUUCACUUCCAAAUUAAUAACGGGAAGGUUCCAGCCGCCGUUAUCGCCGCCUUCAACAGCCAGUUGCCGGGUGUUCAGGUCAUUGCCCCCACAUUGUUUACCGCCACGCCCCCAGUGCCUGAUCAUGUGUUGACUACCGCUUUCCAGAUUGGUACUAAGGAGGUCGAAAAAAUCAAGUCAAAACUCGCACCAAAGAAGUAGAGGGUGUUCUAUGGAUUCGCGGUGGGUAUGCUGUUUUCCUUCUUUUUUUGGUUGUUGAUUGACAUAAGGAUUCAUGGUCUCAGAAAAGGAAAUGGUGCGUCGGAUAGUGGAUCGCUUUUGUAUUGGAGUCCAUUACAUAUACCGAGAAAUAACAUGCUUGUUCUAAA
Rhododendron vialii is the source of this 1046-nucleotide messenger RNA. Its product is annotated as germin-like protein 5-1. The coding region runs from base 214 to 879 and encodes 221 amino acids. Gene Ontology annotation, cellular component: plasmodesma; cell wall. Gene Ontology annotation, molecular function: manganese ion binding. Gene Ontology annotation, biological process: plasmodesmata-mediated intercellular transport; regulation of root development. The record is from RefSeq and is a predicted model, not a curated record. Lineage: Eukaryota; Viridiplantae; Streptophyta; Magnoliopsida; Ericales; Ericaceae. The transcript has 2 exons.